AUGCGGCUGCUGUUGGCCCUGUUGGGGGUCCUGCUGGGGGCACCUGGGGCUCCAGCUUUGUCCCUUGAGGCCUCUGAGGAAGCGGAGCUGGAGCCCUGCCUGGCCCCCAGCCCGGAGCAGCAAGAACAGGAGCUGACUGUGGCCCUUGGGCAGCCUGUGCGGUUAUGCUGUGGGUGGGCUGAGCGCAGUGGCCACUGGUACAAGGAGGGCAGUCGCCUGGCACCUGCUGGCCGGGUACGAGGCUGGAGAGGCCGCUUGGAGAUCGCCAGCUUCCUACCCGAAGACGCUGGCCGAUACCUCUGCCUGACACGAGGCUCCAUGCUUGUCCUGCACAAUGUCACCUUGGUUGUGGAUGACUCCAUGACCUCCAGCAAUGGUGACGAGGACCCCAAGACCCACAGAGGCCCCUCGAAUGAGCACAUUUACCCCCAGCAAGCACCCUACUGGACACACCCCCAGCGCAUGGAGAAGAAACUGCAUGCAGUGCCCGCCGGGAACACCAUCAAGUUCCGCUGUCCAGCUGCAGGCAACCCCAUGCCCACCAUCCGCUGGCUCAAGGAUGGACAGGACUUCCAUGGGGAGCAUCGCAUUGGAGGCAUUCGGCUGCGCCACCAGCACUGGAGCCUGGUGAUGGAAAGCGUGGUGCCCUCGGACCGUGGCACAUACACCUGCCUUGUGGAGAACUCUUUGGGCAGCAUCCGCUACAGCUAUCUGCUGGACGUGCUGGAGCGGUCCCCGCACCGGCCCAUCCUGCAGGCGGGGCUCCCAGCCAACACCACAGCUGUGGUGGGCAGCGACGUGGAGCUGCUCUGCAAGGUGUACAGCGACGCCCAGCCCCACAUCCAGUGGCUGAAGCACAUUGUCAUCAACGGCAGCAGCUUCGGUGCCGAUGGCUUCCCCUAUGUGCAAGUCUUAAAGACAGCAGACAUCAAUAGCUCGGAGGUGGAGGUCCUAUACCUUCGGAAUGUGUCUGCUGAGGAUGCAGGCGAGUACACCUGCCUGGCGGGCAACUCCAUCGGCCUUUCCUACCAGUCAGCCUGGCUCACGGUGCUGACAGAGGAGGAUCUCAUGUGGUCGGCAACAGCGCCUGAGGCCAGGUACACGGACAUCAUCCUGUACACAUCAGGCUCUCUGGCUUUGAUGGUGCUCCUGCUUCUGGCCGGGCUGUAUCGCAGGCAGGUGCUCCUCGGCCGGCACCCCCGGCAGCCUGCCACUGUGCAGAAAUUGUCCCGCUUCCCUCUGGCCCGACAGUUCUCCCUGGAGUCAGGCUCCUCAGCCAAGUCAAGCUCGUCCCUGGUGCGGGGUGUCCGUCUCUCCUCCAGCGGCCCACCCUUGCUUGCGGGCCUCGUGAAUUUAGACCUACCUCUCGACCCACUGUGGGAGUUCCCCCGGGACAGGCUGGUCCUGGGAAAGCCCCUGGGCGAGGGCUGCUUCGGGCAGGUGGUGUGUGCAGAGGCCUUUGGUAUGGACCCCAUCCGGCCUGACCAAGCCAGCACUGUGGCCGUCAAGAUGCUUAAGGACAAUGCCUCCGACAAGGAUUUGGCAGACCUGGUCUCUGAGAUGGAGGUGAUGAAGCUGAUUGGCCGACACAAGAACAUUAUCAACCUGCUGGGUGUCUGCACCCAGGAAGGGCCCCUGUACGUGAUUGUGGAGUGUGCCGCCAAGGGAAACCUGCGGGAGUUCCUGCGGGCCCGCCGCCCCCCAGGCCCUGACCUCAGCCCUGACGGGCCUCGGAGCAGCGAGGGGCCACUCUCCUUCCCUGCCCUGGUCUCCUGUGCCUACCAGGUGGCCCGGGGCAUGCAGUACCUGGAGUCGCGGAAGUGCAUCCACCGGGAUCUGGCUGCCCGCAAUGUGCUGGUGACCGAGGACAAUGUGAUGAAGAUCGCUGACUUUGGGCUGGCCCGCGGCAUCCACCACAUUGACUACUACAAGAAAACUAGCAACGGCCGCCUGCCUGUCAAGUGGAUGGCACCUGAGGCCUUGUUUGACAGAGUCUACACACACCAGAGUGACGUGUGGUCAUUUGGGAUCCUGCUGUGGGAGAUCUUUACCCUCGGGGGCUCCCCAUACCCUGGCAUCCCAGUGGAGGAGCUGUUCUCGCUGCUACGAGAGGGGCAUCGGAUGGACCGGCCCCCACACUGCCCCCCAGAGCUGUACGGGCUGAUGCGUGAGUGCUGGCACGCAGCACCCUCUCAGAGGCCCACUUUCAAGCAGCUGGUGGAGGCACUGGACAAGGUCCUGCUGGCCGUCUCUGAGGAGUACCUCGACCUCCGUCUAACCUUUGGACCCUACUCCCCUGCUGGCGGGGAUGCCGGCAGCACCUGCUCCUCCAGCGACUCUGUCUUCAGCCACGACCCCCUGCCCCUGGGGCCCAGGCCCUUCUCCUUCCCUGGGGUGCAGACAUGA
Messenger RNA from Mesoplodon densirostris (Blainville's beaked whale), 2406 nucleotides. It is a transcript of the gene FGFR4, whose product is annotated as fibroblast growth factor receptor 4. The coding region runs from base 1 to 2406 and encodes 801 amino acids. Gene Ontology annotation, molecular function: fibroblast growth factor receptor activity; fibroblast growth factor binding; ATP binding. Gene Ontology annotation, biological process: positive regulation of cell population proliferation; multicellular organism development; protein phosphorylation. Gene Ontology annotation, cellular component: signaling receptor complex; membrane. The transcript has 17 exons. The record is from RefSeq and is a predicted model, not a curated record. NCBI's taxonomy places the organism in Eukaryota, Metazoa, Chordata, Mammalia, Artiodactyla, Ziphiidae.